AUGUACCGUCGUGCCACUGCAGAGAAGUCUUUGCAGGACCAAAGAAAUAUUUUACCAAUCGGUCAAUUGUUGGUUGUCUUCAGUGGGCUUGCGGUCUCCCUAGUGAUCUGCUUCAUCGAUCAAAAUGGCCUCAGCGUCGCUCUUCCGGCUAUCAGCAAAGAGUUGAACGCUCAAGAUACGAUUUCCUGGGCCGGAACAUCAUCGCUCAUCGCCAACGCCGUCUGCACCGUUCUUUAUGGUCGGUUGUCUGACAUCUUCGGCCGCAAAAGUGUUUAUAUCAGCGUCCUGGUCCUUCUCAGUGUUGCUGAUUUGCUUUGUAGUCUGGCUCAGAGCCCGUCGAUGCUAUAUUUCUUUCGUGCGUUGGCCGGUAUCGGUAGCGGUGGUAUCUUCAAUAUGACGAUGAUUAUUGUGAGUGACGUCGUCACACUGGAAGAUCGAGGCAUGUACCAGGGUAUUCUGGGUUCAUGCGUGGGCAUCGGGAAUGUGAUCGGUCCCUUGGUCGCAGCUGCGUUUGUGCAACAUGCCUCAUGGAGAGGUAUCUUUUACCUACUCACCCCAUUAGCGGCCACGAGCGCCGUGGUAGCAUGGUUCCUCUUGCCAAGUAAGAUGAGACCAGAGUCGAUGAAGAGUCAAGUGAAAAAGAUUGACUUCGCGGGUGUUCUCACAUCAACGAUUGCCAUUGUUUUCAUUUUGAUUCCCAUCUCUGGUGGUGGUCUGUACUUUCAAUGGGAUUCUGCGCUGGUGAUUAGUUUAUUGACGAUUGGAGGCUGCUCGGCCGUGGCUUUCUUAUUCACUCAAUGGAAGAUUGCAUCCCUUCCAAUGAUGCCUCUUUCUCUGUUCAAGAAUCCUGUUAUCACAACCCUUUUCUUACAGAGUUUUCUUCUCGGUGCUUCAUAUCAGUCCUUGUUAUAUUACUUGCCACUGUACAUUCAAAACGGCCGUGGCUGGUCACCAAUUCAAUCUGCGAUAUGUUCGUUGCCUUUGGCCUUUUUCCAGUCAACUGCCUCUGUCCUAUCGGGACUGUACAUGUCACGUUUCAAUCGGUAUUUUGAGGUUAUUUGCGUUGGGUUCUCUUUGUGGUGCCUUGGAAUUGGCUUGACACAGCGGUGGGAUGGAAACACCACCAAGGGCGAAAUAUACGGGAUGCUUGCUCUCAUCGGCACUGGAAUUGGGUCCAUAUUCCAGCCAAUUGUAGUCGCUCUUCAAGCCCACAGCCCUGUGGCAAAACGAGCCGUCGUGAUUUCCCUCCGUAACUUCUUCCGUUGCACCGGCGGUGCAGCUGGCCUAGCGAUUUCGGCAGCAAUACUGCAGGCUGUUCUCAGGAAGAAUCUCCCGAGCGAAUAUCAAUACCUCACCCAUUCCACAUAUGCACUUCCCGACCAAAGCAGUAUCCCAGCAGCGGAUUGGGACUCUAUUGAGAACGCUUAUCUCAAAGCAUCCCACUCAGUUUUCACCUUCCAACUACCUUUGGUUGGAGUUUGUGUCCUGACAUGUGUAUUCAUUCGGGACAAGGGGUUAAAAAAGCCAGAAGACGUCAAGGAGGAGGAUGCAAAGGAGAAAGAGGGAGUGUCUCAGGCCACUACACAAGUUGAUUAUGACAUGACGGAGCAAGAAGACGAUAAUCAACACGAUCUUGAAAACCAGCUAGAUAAUGUAGAGAAGGAAGGGCGCAAAAAUGACAAACCUGAACAAGCGUCGACCGAGGGGCAAGUUCACGAUAAUAUUCGAGAAAAGCGGUUAUAA
Molecule: messenger RNA, 1743 nt
Organism: Talaromyces marneffei
Lineage: Eukaryota; Fungi; Ascomycota; Eurotiomycetes; Eurotiales; Trichocomaceae
Exons: 3
Coding region: 1-1743 (580 amino acids)
Biological process (GO): transmembrane transport
Molecular function (GO): transmembrane transporter activity
Source: RefSeq, a predicted model, not a curated record